Caenorhabditis bovis is the source of this 2025-nucleotide messenger RNA. The record is from the annotation of a GenBank genome assembly. Lineage: Eukaryota; Metazoa; Nematoda; Chromadorea; Rhabditida; Rhabditidae.
AUGCGCUGGUCAUUGCUAUUCUCGUUAGCACUGCUAGCAUUAACAUGUGAAGCUGCGAAGUCGACGAAGAAAGUCGGCGGCACUGUCGCCGUGCACCCCAAGAAGCAUCCGAACCGCAAUCUUGAACGAAUGAAGUAUAAUCGAUGGAGAGAGCCGCCUCGUGAUUGCUCCGAUGCUCCAAAACAUCUUAAGCAGACAUGCCUCAUGAUUCGACGAAUGGACUUGGCUACACGUCGUCGCCUUGCCCGUCAGGCUAUUCGCCAAACCCGUCCGAAUCAAGUGCCGAACUUCUUGCAACCAAUUCCGGUGCCGGCGAAUGCUCGUGGUCAAGCCGCCUAUCAUCCAUACGAUUGCAUGACUCUUCUCUGUCUGUGCCCAUUCUUCAAUGGUCGCAAUGUGAAUGGACAAUGUAUUCUUGCGAAUGGAGUUCCACUUACGAUGGCAUGGCGCAAAGAAUAUCGAAUGAUGAGCGAAGACGAGCGUCAAAGAUGGCACAAUGCGCUGAACACAUUGAAGAGAAAUGGUGAAUACGAUCGAAUCAGUCGGCAGCAUUUUGAAGUCGGAACUGGAUCUGGAGCGCAUUCUGGACCAGGAUUCCUUCCAUGGCAUAGAGAAUACCUUAAGAGAUUUGAAAUUGCGUUGAGAAUGGUCGACCCAACUGUCUCGAUUCCAUAUUGGGAUUCUGUUAUGGAUUCUUAUCUUCCGGACCCGCGCGAUUCCAUCUUUUUCUCGGACCUGUUUGUCGGCGGAACUGACUUCUACGGCAACGUGAUUUCUGGUCCAUUCGCUUAUUGGAGAACACUUCACGGCCGUUCGACGAUUCUCAGAAAUCUCGGAGCCGAAGGCCAGUUGUUCAAUGAGAAUCAAGUGAACACAAUUGUGGCGCAGAAUACAAUCGAGAACACGAUGGCGUACACGGCACCGCAACCAGGAUGCCCAUAUCCGAACAACUACGGAGCCAUCGAAUACUCUCACUCGAACAUCCAUCUAUACAUUGGCGGUGACAUGAAACCACCAACGACUUCCUCAAAUGACCCGGUCUUCUUCAUGCAUCACUCGUUUGUUGAUUACCUUUGGGAACUGUGGCGUCAGCUUCAACAGCCCAGAUGGCUCCGCGAGCAGGCUUACUCAGCUGAUCACCCAACAUGCGCCAACUGGCAACACUUCAGCUACGCACCAAUGCGUCCAUUCCCAUAUUUGGUGAAUCGCGAUGGACUCUCGAACUCCUACACUGAUCAAAUGUAUAGAUAUGCUCCACGAGCAACAUGCAGCCAUCAGAAUCCAAACUGUGGAUCGCCAUACCUAUUCUGCGACACUCGAGGUUACCCACAUUGUGUCUCAAAGGUCCGAUUGAAUGGAAAUUGUCGUGGAUUCGAACAAUACGAUUCGUGCUACGCUUCUCGUUGCUGGUGGGGACGAUGCGUCAACUCUCAAUUCGCUGCUCGAAUGAAAGGCGCCAAGAAUACGAACACAACGAGCGCUGUCGAUCUCGAGCUCGCCAACAUGAUCACCGUGAAUAGCACGAAAGUCGAACGUGUGCCACUCAUCAAGCGAAUCAAUAUCAAAAUGACGGCGCCGUUGUUCAACGACUGCUACAACCGCAAUCCUUGUUGCGAUUCGUGGGCCAAAGAAGGGCAGUGCACGAAGGAGCCAGAAUUCAUGAGCCAGUACUGCGCCGCGAGCUGCUCCGUUUGCACUCCUUCGUACAACACCAGCGAUCCAUGCGUCGAUCGGCACGUCAACUGCGGCGCCUGGAAAAACGACAAAAUGUGCAGCGGAAAAUCGGCGGACUUCAUGUCGGAGAACUGCCGAAAAUCGUGCGGAAAAUGUAGUCUUGAGAGAAAAUCGCAAUGUUACAACAAAGGAAAAAUCAUCCCAAUUCCAUCAAGCGAACGCCUCCGCGAAUCGAUUAGUGAAGCAAUCGAGCCGGAAGUCAAAGAACGCCUUCAGAAGAUGAAGUCGAUCAGUCAGAAGAAGCGCCAAAUCGCGCAUGAAGUCGCGGCGACAAAAAAGAAGAGCGGUUAA